Messenger RNA from Lactuca virosa, 2117 nucleotides. The record is from the annotation of a GenBank genome assembly. NCBI's taxonomy places the organism in Eukaryota, Viridiplantae, Streptophyta, Magnoliopsida, Asterales, Asteraceae.
AUGACUUACAGACAUAGUCCAUCAAGUUCUGCAUAUAUAAAUCCAUGUCUUUAACUCCUCAUUCCUACUGUGCAUUAAUUCAGAGACAUUCAAAAGGAAGCUGUGGAGUAAGUAAGAACUCCCAGAAAUGAACCCCACAAACACAACGGCCAAUGGAGGUGCAACACCACGACCACAACCAACAAGAACAAAAACAAUAAUUCGGAACCUACCUAUUCGAGAUCUACUUGGAAAUAGAGCGCAGUACCUCAGCAUUUGCGUUCCUCUCUAUAAUGCAUCAAUCAAUGGUGAUUGGGAAGCUGCUCAAAUCAUUCUUGAUAAACAUCAAUAUCUAGAUCUGGUAGGAUAUGCUAUAAGUGAAAACUAUGAUACUGCACUUCACAUUGCAGCAUCUGCGAAAUGCAGUAAACAGAUAGAAAAGUUUGUAGAAAAUCUGGUGAACAAGAUGACAAGGGAACAGUUAGAACUCAAGAAUGAUAAUGACAAUACUGCAUUUUGUUUAGCAGCAGCUGCGGGAAAUGUCAAAACUGUUAUGACUAUGUUGGAAAAGAACGGGACCCUUGGGGAUAUCACUGGUAGUAAUGGAAUGAUGCCACUCUAUAUGGCAUCAUUAUUUGGAAAACAUGAAAUGGUGAAUUAUCUUUAUGAUAAAUCUGGGGAGAUGCAUGGAGAUUGUUGGACAGAUAAGAAUCGCAGUUGGGUUCUACAGAAAUGCGUGGAAGCUGAUCAAUAUGAUAUUGCAUUGAAAAUAGUGUCCCGAUGGCCAUUGCUAGCAAAAAGUGGGAUUUUACUUGGAGUUUUGGCUCGAAAACCUGACGCAUUUAAGGGGAUAAAACCGCAUUUUAUCUGGCGAAUCAUAUGUCCAAUUUUGGCGUUGAUUCAUGUGAAGGUUGGGCCUUCUGAAAAAGCAACUGAUGCCAUGGAAUUACUAAAAAUUAUUUGGUCAGAAAUUGUGAAAUUAUCCAAGGAUGAAAUCAGUGGUAUUAUCAGAGGGCCAGCUGACCUACCAACAAAUAGUGGAAAGGAAAAGGAAGAUGUCGAGCAACUUCUUGGGUCCAUCUUGGAAAAUGUUGCGAAGAUGCCCACAAGAAUUCAUAACCUAUGGAGUAGAAGGCAAGGUGAUCAAGAAGUAAAAGGUGUAAAUCAAACAUUCUCUUCACGUGUACUAUUUGUCGCUGCAGAGAUGGGAAACACUGAAUUUCUAGUGGAGCUAAUUCGGCAAUAUCCAGAUUUAAUAUGGAAGACAAAUGAUAACGAGCAAACUAUAUUUCAUGUUGCUAUCUCACAUCGUCAUGAGGGUAUCUACAAUCUUCUACAUGAGAUUGGCUCGAUGAAAGAUAUGAUAACACCUAUGAAGGAUCGGAAAGGAAAUAAUAUGUUACAUUUAGUUGGGAAGUGUGCAAAGAAAAAGAGACUUCAAGUAAUUUCAGGGGUUGCUCUACAAAUGCAACGAGAGUUGUUGUGGUUCAAGGAAGUAGAAGGUAUGAUUCCUCCUUCUUAUCGAGAAAGGAAGAACAAUGAUGGAUUAACACCACAUGAACUGUUCAGCAAGGAGCACAAAGAUCUACUCUCUUCAGGUGAAAAGUGGAUGAAAGAGACAGCUAGUCAAAGUAUGGUGGUGGCAGCUCUUAUAGCUACCAUUGUUUUUGCAGCAGCGUUUACAGUUCCUGGUGGUUAUAAUCAAACUAAUGGUGUUCCUAUGUUCUUUCAUAAAAGAUCUUUCAUAGUAUUUGUCAUAUCGGAUGCCAUUUCUUUGACAUUCUCGUCCGUUUCACUCCUAAUAUUUUUAUCUAUCCUCACAUCUCGCUAUGCUGAAGAUGAUUUCUUGGAAUUAUUACCCAAAAGGCUGAUGAGAGGCCUUACAACACUCUUCUUUUCUAUCGCAGCCAUGAUGGUCGCUUUUAGUGUUAGUUUUUUCGUCCUUUAUCAAAACAUGAUAUGGAUACCUAUUGUUAUCAGUGCAAUUGCUUCCAUACCGGUUAUUUUAUAUGCUAGACUUCAGUAUGAUCUUCUGGGGGAUGUUUAUAACUCAACGUAUACUUCUAAGAAUCUCUUCAAGCCAGAAAAGCUAAAGAUUUACUAUCAAAAUCCAAAGCACUAAUACCUUGUCGUUUAAC